AUGAGGUUGCGACUGCUUGCUAGAGUCUUGCGUGUGGAUAAGGGCACUCCCGAGCGGGCCCGAAGGAGUGGUAGCUAUCUGGCUCCUCAAAACCCGUUGAUCGCCGCCGGAAGAGUGUGUCCACUUGUCCUAAAUGCUCUCAGCCUUCAGUCGUCAGCUGAGUUUCAAGUCCUCCUCAGCAAGCAGCGAGGGUUAAAAAAGCAACUGGACGCACUGGAAAACGAAGAGAAGGGGCUCGAGCCAGAGCUGAUGGCAGAGUACAAACGAGUCCUUCAGAACUUCAUUCAUGAGAAUUCACGAUGUGUCGACUUGUUCCUAGACACCCAAGCCGGCAAUCGGAUGCUACGGGAGCGAACCAGCGAAUAUGUCGAGUUGAACCCAGGGCUCGACAUAGAACAGGCUGAGCGGGAGGCGCGACUCGACUUCCGGGAGGUUAACGAAGUCCACCUCAGUGAGAAGCUGACGCACACAUUCGAGGAGAUGAAGAAGUGCUACCGCCUGCGCUAUGUCCUUGGACGGCUCAACGUGAUGUACGAGCUCCUCAAGAUCGAGGAGCAGUACCGCGUGCUCGUCUCACAAGGGAAGGUGCACCCUCGCCAAACGAUUCGGCGGUUGCAGGUGGCCCCUGCGACCCGAAGAAAACGCCGUCCCAGGAAGUAUCUCCAAGCAGGAGAGAACUACUUGCAGCGGGACAGGUUGCGCCCGCAGCAACCUGUCCGGCGUCUCGGACAACGAGGGGCGAGCUUAGCCAGCGGGGAAGGCACAACUCGCAGCGACCCAAAUUCGAGUGGGUCAGCGCUGAAGAGAUACUCUUCUGCGAACGGCUGCCUGAUUGAGCACUCUUUCCAGCGCCGCGCGACACUUCGGGAAACCGCUAGAAGGCCGCCGUCACUAUUAGAGAACUCAGCAACUCUUGUGCUUGACUCAGCAGUGAGGGGUACCCCUUGCAGAAGCGAGGCGUCACAAAUUGCGGCCUGCUCGUCACUCCUGUCUCCCCUCGCUGAAGGUGCGGGUGCCUCGAGGCUACCCCUCGUCCCUGAGGACACGGUUGGAGCCCCUCCUGGUGCCAGCUGUGAACUGACGCCACACGAUGCUGCUACUACUGUUUGCCCCUCGAGCCAAGGAAACCGACAGGCUAGCCAGUACAACAGUCCUUCCUCUAAGGAUUUGAACAAGUCUCCGCGUGGCAGGAUGGCUAUCGCUAGCCCCCGGAGCUUUCCAGGUGUGGUGUCGUCUGACGAGCAGACUGACGACGGCCAUUCAAUUACGCAUCUGGAGGACCGCAGGCACGCGCCGUCAUUCGCCUAUGAAGGAGGACGCACCUGCACAGAUGAAAGAUGCGAAUUGCCUGUGGAAGACCCAGGGGGCGCUGUUCGGAGCGCCGAAGGAAGUCAGCACCCCGCCGCACACGUGCUCACCAGCCCCAGCUCUGCGGCACCUCUACCCAGGAGUCUUCUUAAAGAGACAAACGGCAUUUGUCCCUAUCGGGGGCUCCCUCGACACGUUGCACCGUACGAACUGUCCGUCAAGCAUAGCACCAGUGAGUCUAACGAGAAGGCAAAAGCGGAUGGGCUAUCAUCAAAGAGCCGAACUCCCUCAGCCACCACGGGCGGAGAUUGCAAGUCCGCCGACGGGUCGAUACCCCGGGAGCAUUCCGCUGGCCUUUACUACCACUCAGACGCGAGAGCCGAGGGCGUCUGCGGAGGCGCUUCAACGUCACAGCGCAUGGCGGAAUCUACUGUGGAGCUGUCACGCUUAGCCAGCGUGCAAGCACCUCCCUUCGGCAUCCCUCAGCUGAUGAUUCCACAGUUUUCGGCGGACCAAGCAGUAUUGUGGCCGUCAGUGUGUGGAGUGCAAGUGCCCGCCGCCCAGAUCAGGAAGAGUGCAACAGAGCGGACAGCCGUCGGAAGAAGGGACUCGACGGAAAUCCAAUGCAUCGAGCAGGUCUCCGGUGUUCCCGUGUAUCUGAAGGACCAGGAUCAGACCAAUGACAGCGUGAUAUUAACACCGGCUCUGAUGCAGUGCAGCGGUGCUAUCCAAGCGACGCCACUUCGUACAUGUCCGGGGAGCCCUCACUCAAGGCAUGGCGUGCUCACAACUGCGGCGGGACGGAAUGUCUUGGAAGACUCUGGAGGCACAAGCAGUACUGACCAUGUCCCUACUGCUGUGGGCCCGUUCCAGGCGGAGAGUAAUGGGUCGUGCAAUGCAGACGCUCAGUUGGGUCGUUGGCUACUCUCCAGCACCCAUGGACGCCAUCACAUCAACGCAAAGAUCCAGAUGGAGUCCGAGAGGGGCACCGCAGAAUAUGGCACGACGAAUCCUGCACCGCAGAAGCAUGAAAGCGUCGGCUACGAUCGAACAGCCGAGCUCGUCUGGCGUGUUGAUACGUCCGGCAUUGACUAA
Messenger RNA from Besnoitia besnoiti, 2403 nucleotides. RefSeq lists its product as uncharacterized. The transcript is spliced from 12 exons. NCBI's taxonomy places the organism in Eukaryota, Apicomplexa, Conoidasida, Eucoccidiorida, Sarcocystidae. The coding region runs from base 1 to 2403 and encodes 800 amino acids. The record is from RefSeq and is a predicted model, not a curated record.